Molecule: messenger RNA, 840 nt
Organism: Closterium sp. NIES-65
Lineage: Eukaryota; Viridiplantae; Streptophyta; Zygnematophyceae; Desmidiales; Closteriaceae
Source: the annotation of a GenBank genome assembly
AUGGGGAAGCCAAAGGCCCGGGGAGGAGUAAAUAAGGCGGGCACGGGGAAAGGGACGGCUACUCGGCAAGGAUCCAAGAAAGCCGCCCGUCCAUCCAGCGGGGGGGAGCCUCCAGUGCAUCCGGCGGUAGCGACUCCCACGGGUAGGCCCCGUGCUGCGGAAUGCCCGACGUUGCAACCCCACCGUGCGACUGAGACGAGACAAGAUCUGGGUCGGCAGGGGCGGGUGAUGGAGAGGCAAGAGGAUGUGGUAGCUGAGGUGGAGCUGGCGGCGGCCCAACCGGCGGGGAUGGGCUCGGCGGCGGAUGUGGCGCCUCCGGACGCGACGCGUGGUGAGGAGCUGGGUUUGGCUGCCGCUGAGGCCGACGCUGAGAUCGGCGCUGGGUGCGCCGAAACGCCUGCUGUUGACGAGGCCUUAGAGAGGCCUGAGCGCGACCUGGAGGAGUCUGGAACGUCGGCACAUGAGACCCACGGCGACGGGAAUGAUGCUCGCGGAGCGGGUGCACGGAUCCGCGCCCGACCAGCAUCGACGCGGCUUGGAUCAGGGCUGGCGCCUGGUCGCCCGGGACCCCUCCGGGGCUGGCUUGUGCCAGCGCCGCCGCGACCAGAGCAAGCGCAUCGACCGACAUUGGCGCCGCGACCUGCCGCACAAGAGAAUGGAGGGGCAGCUACAGAAGAAGGUUCCGCGCGCCACAGGCGGCACAGGGCGGGGGACGAUCCGCGGGUCGAGCAGCCCGAGGCGGGGGACGAGGAGCGCGAGGGGACCAGGGAGAUCGCGGUGCUGUGGCCGGGGGGAGAGGCGGACGUGGGACCACCGGAAGGGCAAGAGCCCCGCUGCUAG